AUGGCGACACAGCAGCAGCAAGUGCCCACAUUCAAACUGGUUCUUGUCGGCGACGGCGGUACCGGUAAGACGACCUUUGUCAAGCGUCACGUCACAGGUGAGUUCGAGAAGCGCUACCACGCUACCCAGGGUGUUGAGGUCUACCCGCUCGGCUUCCACACAAACUUUGGCGAGAUCAAGUUCGAGGUCUGGGAUACUGCUGGCCAGGAGAAGUUCGGCGGCCUACGCGACGGCUACUAUAUCAACGGUCAAUGCGGCAUCAUCAUGUUCGACGUCACCUCCCGCAUCACUUACAAGAACGUUCCCAACUGGCACCGCGAUCUCGUCCGCGUCUGCGAGAACAUCCCGGUUGUUUUGUGCGGCAACAAGGUCGACGUCAAGGAGCGCAAGGUCAAGGCCAAGUCCAUCACUUUCCACCGCAAGAAGAACCUCCAGUACUACGACAUCUCCGCCAAGUCGAACUACAACUUCGAGAAGCCCUUCUUGUGGCUCGCCCGCAAGCUCGCUGGUAACCCCAGCCUGGAGUUCGUUGCCUCCCCCGCUUUGGCUCCUCCCGAGGUCCAGAUCGACGCAGACCUUAUGAACAAGUACCAGCAGGAGAUGGAGCAGGCCGCUGCCUUGCCUCUGCCUGAUGAGGACGACGCUGACUUGUAA
Messenger RNA from Wickerhamiella sorbophila, 654 nucleotides. RefSeq names its product GTP-binding nuclear protein GSP1/Ran. Gene Ontology annotation, biological process: protein import into nucleus; ribosomal subunit export from nucleus. Gene Ontology annotation, molecular function: GTP binding; GTPase activity. NCBI's taxonomy places the organism in Eukaryota, Fungi, Ascomycota, Dipodascomycetes, Dipodascales, Trichomonascaceae. The coding region runs from base 1 to 654 and encodes 217 amino acids. The transcript has a single exon. The record is from RefSeq and is a predicted model, not a curated record. Gene Ontology annotation, cellular component: cytoplasm; nucleus.